Molecule: messenger RNA, 246 nt
Organism: Laccaria bicolor S238N-H82
Lineage: Eukaryota; Fungi; Basidiomycota; Agaricomycetes; Agaricales; Hydnangiaceae
Exons: 2
Coding region: 1-246 (81 amino acids)
Source: RefSeq, a predicted model, not a curated record
AUGCCGCUCUCAAAGACCAGCAAAGACCGCGCAGACUCACAGUGUCGCACUACCAUGCCAACUCUACGACCAGCCCCACGAUAUUGCACUUUCCUGCCGGCUCACUUCAAAAAUGACUCUCAAAUCCCACCUCAUGGAUUAGCGGGCCCCUUAGGCGGGGUUCACAGGGAACGAACAGUUCGUCGCCGAACAAGAUCUCAAUUUCCUCUGAAAACUUUCUCUUUGAAUAGCAGUCCACUUCCAUGA